AUGCUCACGUUCGCGCGGCGGCGGCUCACGUCUAUUGUGCAUAGGCGAUCUUAUGCCUCUGUCUCCUCGUCGUCUCCCAUCAACCCAAAUUCGGUCGGGCCUUUCCAAGUCUUUGAUCGCAAUGUGAAGCACACCCAAAAGGACGGCGCCGCUGCCCGCGACCGCGGCGCUCGUAGUAGGACUGUUGACUACGUACGCGACGAGAUUGCGGACAGGAUGGUCGAACGUUUUCAGGACAUAAAGCGCAAGUUCAGUACUGUGCUUGACUUGGGAUCGGGACCCGGUCACUUCUCCAAGCUUCUGGACUCUGAGACAACGGAAAAGGCCAUUCUUCUCGACUCGAGCGAGAAGCUCCUCUACAGAGAUCCAGAUUCAGAAUUCGAGGUCAAGGUUGAGCGAAUAGUUGCAGACGAGGAGAAUCUGCUGCAGACUGUUCGGCCCAACUCGCAGGAAGCUAUAGUGUCUUGUCUGAGCUUGCACUGGGUCAACGACUUACCGGGCGUCCUCGUGCAAAUCAAGGAAGCCUUGCAGCCAGACGGUGUUUUUCUCGGAGCUCUGUUCGGAGGGGAUACACUCUUCGAGCUCAGGACAUCUCUCCAACUGGCUGAGGUAGAACGCGAAGGCGGUAUCUCGCCCCAUGUCUCGCCUAUGACAGAUUCGCGGGACAUGUCCAAUCUCCUCGGUCGCGCCGGCUUUACGCUUCUCACAGUUGACGUUGACGAGAUCAAGGUCGCAUACCCGUCCAUGUGGGAACUCAUGGAGGAUUUGCAAGACAUGGGCGAGAGCAACGCUGUGGUCGGACGGCGGCACAUCAUCCAUCGCGACACGUUAGCCGCUGCAUCCGCCAUCUACAAAGAGCUACACGGCAAUGAGGACGGAACCAUACCGGCUACUUUCCAGGUCAUUUAUGUGAUUGGAUGGAAACCCGCACCGACUCAGCCUAAACCUCUUGAGCGGGGCUCUGCACAAACAAACCUGAAGGACGUCCUAUGAACGUGUAUCAUUACAUCGCAGCUUCUUCUACCUCCAUGACCUUGGGGUUGUUCCCCGAAUGAUCUACUGGCGACUCUUGCUGUUGCACAUCUUCCUCUAGCACGGCGACAUCAAUAACCUUCAGCCCCACGUUGUCCUCUGCUCCCUCAUCCACACCAUCCUCACCGUCACCGUCGCCUUCGCCCUCUCCGUCCUCAUCCCCGCUCUCCCCGCCUUUCGAGCUAGUUCCACGGCCUCUUCGUCGCCCGCUAUCGUUGAACUUCCGUUUAGGGAUGACAGAGUAGAGUGCUUGUUCCCAAUCUCGCGUCUCGACCCAGUUCAGGAGAAUCUCGAACGUUUGAUUCACAGUCAGCACUUUGCGGGUGCGCAGCUCCGAGAGGUAUGUCCCAAUUGGAAGCCGUGCGGAGCGGACUUGGUGUUCCUUGGACUUUUCGAGACACAGAUUCUUGUAACGAUUAUGGUCGACGAUCCCACCUAUGAUGUAGGUUUCUCCCUCCUUCAGCUCCGUGAGUUCGUCGUCCGCGUCAGCCGUCAGGUAUAUCACCGUGUCUCUAGCAGCUCUGCUAGGCUGCUGCUUUUUGGUCCGUUUUGCCGCUCUGCCGGACUUUUCUGCGCUCUCUCCUUCUGCGCCUUCGGCCGGCGAGGGUGCCCCGACCUCCCCACCCUCCCACAACUGUUCAUAGCCCUCCGACCACCACUCAGCGCCUACCCAUCUCUUGUAUGCCGAAUGAUUUGUAGCGUCCAUGCGCAUGAGCGUUCGUCCAUUCAACGAAGUGAACAGCAGUGAGGAGAACGGAUGCUGCGCCUUCUUGUUGGCGCUGUACGUAUACGCGAGUUGCGACGCGAGCGACUUGACCUCGUUCUCCGUCAUCUUCUCGUCAAACCCCAGGUCGACCACGACGCGCGCGGCGAACGGCGUGCGCGGGCCCUUGUCCACCUUCAGUCGCUUCCGCUCGCGCUCCUCGUCCUCCGGGUCGAGCUCGCCCGCGGCGCGCUUCUCUGCGAAGGCACGCUUUUUCUCCUUGCGCCGCUCCUUCUCAACCGCGCGCCGUUCUUUCUUGCGCUCUGCUAACCAUGCGGCUUUUGCAAGCUUCUUUUGUGCUUUCUUGGAGAGUGGAGGUGCGCUCUCGGUGCUCGUGGAUGCGACCGCAGCGGUAGGGUCGGCAAUGGAUGGGUCGGCGGAUUGAGAGACAU
Messenger RNA from Trametes versicolor FP-101664 SS1, 2187 nucleotides. Its product is annotated as S-adenosyl-L-methionine-dependent methyltransferase. Gene Ontology annotation, cellular component: mitochondrion. Gene Ontology annotation, biological process: mitochondrial respiratory chain complex I assembly. Lineage: Eukaryota; Fungi; Basidiomycota; Agaricomycetes; Polyporales; Polyporaceae. The transcript has 10 exons. The record is from RefSeq and is a predicted model, not a curated record. The coding region runs from base 1 to 993 and encodes 330 amino acids.